Messenger RNA from Copidosoma floridanum, 5336 nucleotides. RefSeq names its product neogenin protein frazzled (gene fra). The record is from RefSeq and is a predicted model, not a curated record. Gene Ontology annotation, biological process: cell-cell adhesion. Gene Ontology annotation, molecular function: protein binding. NCBI's taxonomy places the organism in Eukaryota, Metazoa, Arthropoda, Insecta, Hymenoptera, Encyrtidae. Gene Ontology annotation, cellular component: membrane.
CAUCCAGCCUGGGGGUCUGCUGCAAGAGCUGCCUGUCAUCAUGUGGCGCACCGACGAUGAACAACCGAUCAAUUUCAUCGGAGAUCGGUACAGGAGCCAACUGCCCAACGGUUCGCUGUACAUAAGCUCGGCCAACGAGGAGUCCGUGGGCAGCUACCAAUGCCUCGCCACCAUCGAAAACGUCGGCUCCAUCGCCUCCAGGACCGCUGUCGUUAAAAUUGCCAGUCUGCCGGGCUUUGAUCGCGAGCCCCAAGACACGAUGGUCUACCCCGGCCAAAUAGCCUAUCUGGGCUGUAAAUUGGCGACGAGCGACCGGGUGGACGUGCAGUGGCUCAAGGACGAGCAGCCGCUUCUGCUCGACGAGAGCCGGAUGACGAUCAUGCCGUCAGGAGCUCUGGAAAUCGACGAGGUGCUCUCGCAAGACGUCGGCUCGUACAGGUGCAACGCAAGCGGAUACGGGCAAUUCAGGCUCAGCAACAAAGCACAGCUAACCCUUCAGACCAGCGACAUCGAGGAGGGCGAGAGCGCGCCAGUCUUCGUGGCGAAGCCCUUCAGUCGGGUGGUCGCUGUGGAAAAGUCGACGGUGACGCUGGAGUGCGCCGCAAACGGGAACCCGAAACCCGACGUCUACUGGCUAAAGGACGGCACCUCGAUCGACCUCGCCGCUCUGGACACGAGGUAUCAAACGGUCGCGGCGUCCAGUCUGAUGAUCAAAGACGUCGCGGAGGAGGACACGGGCUCGUACCAGUGCCGCGCCAAGAACGACGUCGACACCCUCGACGAGGUGGCCGAGGUCGUCGUCCAAGUACCGCCGAGGUUCGUCAAAAGGCCCCAGGACAGAGAGGCGAGCGAGCGCCAGGACCUCGAGUUCGAGUGCGAGAUCUACGGCAAGCCACCGCCUACGGUCCAUUGGCUCAAGAACGGCGAGCGGAUCAAGCUCAGCACUUACUGGCAACUCACGAACGGAUACAAUCUCAGGAUAAACGGCCUGCUCAGCAUAGACGCGGGCAUCUUCCAGUGCAUGGGCACCAAUCCGGCCGGUAGCGUGCAGGCAUCGGCUCGGCUCGCCAUUCAUCAACCGAUGAAGGGCCCGUCGUCGGUGGUGUCGAAAAAAAAGCUGCCCCACCGGUUGCUGUCCAACAGCACGUGGCAGCACCCGAGCACCCUCUUGGGCCACACCUCGUCCGCGUACACGCCCAACCCGGCCCUCUCGGUCAACCCGUCCGACGACCCGGCCGACUUGCUCAACAGUCCCUUCGGCCAGCAGUUGCCGGUCGCCAAUUUUCCCUUCGAGCCUCCCUACGAUCCCACCGUUGCAGCCGACAACUUCGACCCCCUGAGCUUCGGCGAGGCCGCCGCCCCACCCUCGGCGCCCAGGAACCUCAGCAGCGAGCUCGUCAACAGCCGGUUCGUCGUCCUCAAGUGGCAGGAACCCGAUCUCCCCAACGCCGAGAUCGCCAACUACCUCAUCUACUACAAGCAGGAGGGAUUCGAGAGGGAGAGGAUCGAGCGAACUCCCCACAAGGAGACAACGGUCACCAUAAGCGGACUCCAGCCCGGGACGAGUUACCAGUUUCGGGCAGUGGCCAACGUUAGCAACGUCUUCAGUGCCUCGAGCAAGGUGUUGCAACUUACCACAGAGUCAGAGCCCAACGUGCCGAGCCAGCCUCUGAACCUCAAGGGUUGGGCGACGAGCAGCAAGAGCGUGGCCCUCACGUGGGAGGAGCCGACCGUGAUUAAUGGCCGGAUCACCAGUUACCUCAUCACUUACGCCGAGGGCGACAACGAGGAGGUCAAGAGGAACACGACCAACACGGCUUACGAGCUGAUGGACCUCGCGCCCUACCAGGAAUACAAUAUCUGGGUUCAGGCGGUCAACGACAACGGACCGGGCGCCUCGACCGGCGAGAUCCGAGUUAGGACCUACAGCGCCCCGCCAUCCAGUCCGCCCAACGUCACCGUCGAAGCGGCCAGCUCGACCAGCGUCAUCAUAAGGUGGGAGCCACCGGCGGAGGGACAAAACGGCAUAAUAACCGGGUACAAGAUAAGGUACCGGCCGGCCGACCGGCGUUCGCCCACCGCCGUCGAGGUGACGGAGGGCAACCAGCGGAUGCACGUGCUCAGCCGGCUGGAGAAGAAUGUGAGCUACCAGGUGCGAGUCUGCGCGUUCAACGUCAACGGGACCGGGCCUUGCUCCGAGUGGCAGGACAUCGAGACCUACGAGAACGUUUUGUCCGAGAGUGACGUGCCCAACGUGCCGACUAAUCUCAAAACCAAGGCAAUGUCGGAUUCUAUACUGGUUUGGUGGGGACCUCCAAAGGAUCAGACCAUCAAGGUUAGGGGGUACGUCCUCACUUGGGGAAAGGGCGUGCCCGACGAGUACAAGAAAGUCUUGGACGGCAAGCAGCGCUUCUACACUAUUGAGAAUCUCAAGCCAAAUUCCGAAUACGUGAUAACGCUGAGAGCGAAAAACGAAGCUGGCGAGGGAACGCCGGCGUACGAGAAUGUGAAGACGAUCGAGAGGUCGACACCCGAAAGUGCCGCGCCUCUGACGCCUCCGGUCGGCCUUAAGGCCAUCGUUAUGUCGCACAGCACGGUCGUACUCUACUGGACCGACAUGACGCUUUCGAAAAAUCAGUACAUCACGGAUAACCGUCACUACGUCGUGCGGUACACGUCUUAUCACCGAAGUAACAAUCCACGGUACAAGUAUUACAACGCGACGGACUUGAAUUGCAUGAUCCACGAUCUUAAACCAAACACGGAGUACGAAUUCACCGUAAAAGUUGUCAAGGGUCGACGAGAGUCGCCGUGGAGUAUGGUUGUCCUGAAUAAGACAACCGAGGUGAAACCAGCUUCGUCGCCGCGUGAUUUGACCGUAGUCAACAUCGAGGACUAUCCGAGAUCGGUUUUGCUGCGUUGGUUGCCGCCAAAACAAUCCAACGGAGAUAUCAAUGGGUACAUCAUUUCUUACACGACGGACAAUACGAAAAACGACCGGGACUGGAAGGCCGAGGCUGUGGUCGGCGAUAAAACCGAGUACGUGUUGUCAACCGAGCUUCAGCCUAGCACGACGUAUUACUUCAAGAUUCAAGCUCGAAACACCAAGGGCUACGGACCAUUUUCCACCACAGUGUCUUUUAAGACUCUGGAAGGUAACCGAGGAUUGUCCAAUAUGCUGAUCUACAUCAUAAUCGGGUGCUCCGUGUUGUUCAUCACCGGCGUGUCUGUUGUUGUUGUUCUUCUUUGUUGCCGACAAAGUCCAAGUUCACCCGAUGGAAAGAAAGGGUACCUCAAAGAUACAAACAUCAAAACCAACAUUAAGCCUCCCGAUCUAUGGAUUCAUCACGAUCAAAUGGAAUUGAAAGCGUUGGAGAAAAAUAUUGGAAACGGCGAAGCAUCGACUAGCGUCACGAGCAAUACUCUACCGCGAUCGGGCAAUACCGAUUACAACAACCAAGACAAUUCGAUUCACGGCAAUUCCAGCUCGUUGGACAAGCGUACUUAUAUUCCAAGUUACAUGGGCACUGAAGAAAAAUGUUCUACAUUGAGUAGACAACACAGUCGGGGCAGCCACAAAUCUAAACUCAUUACACUUCCAGUUGACAGUGCACCUUUACACCAGCCAAUAGCCACAGCUACGCCAAUCGUCAACAGCAGCAUGUCCCAGCAGACCAUCCACAGUUCGUGCUCAGACGUGCCGUCUAUAAGGCAAAAUUAUCCACGAACGGUGGCCCAAUACAGCCUGAGCCGAGCCCACAUAACUUUGGAACCCACCCCAGAAUCCAGCCCAGACUCCUGUAAUUUAACCAACUCGUACGAGCCGCUUCAAACGCAGUUGUACAGUUCAGGAGGGCCACAGUCGUACAACGCGACUUCGCAGUACACUUCAAGCGGCUACGGGGAUAGCGGCCAGUCGGGAACUAGCUGCACCGGAGGUUCCGAAACCAACAGUGCCAAACGGCUGCAGGGGCACCCUCUGAAGAGUUUCAGCGUACCUGCCCCACCUCCACAGUCGGCGCCAUCGACGCCCGCUCAACAGAAACACGGAGUUUCUCAAGUUACUGUUAGACCAACGAUAUCGGGAAGUCCUUACAAAAAGGUCGCUGGUUCAAGUCAAUUAAUCAAAAACAGACUGGCUUCAGUGUCGAGUACCAACCACACUCCAGAAGAAAUAGAACGGUUAAAGCCGUCAUAUAGCACAGAAGAGUUGAAUCAGGAGAUGGCGAAUCUUGAAGGACUCAUGAAAGACCUGAAUGCCAUAACUGCAUCCGAGUUUGAAUGCUAAGAGUGAAUCCUAUUAAACAAAAAAAAAUAUAAGCACGUGCCAUCCCCGUUAUUCGGAUAGACUGCAUACACACGACCAUGCUAUCGUUUGCUUUUUUAAAGAAAAAGAGAAAACUACCCCGUUAAAGACGGUAUGCAUAUACGACAAGAGGACGAAAGAGAAAGAGAGAGAGCGAAGACGACUCGACGGCUGUUGUUUUGCUUUAUGGUUUUUACAGUAUCCUGCACGACGUGAAACAAUGUUUCCUCGCUCGAAAAUCCACGUUUCCUCGCACUUUCUUAUGCAGCGUGCUGGCAUGAUACUCGCAAGCAUUGACAUGUUAAACUAAGUGGACUUGCCAUCAAAAUCAAAUAGCUUUGGAUAAGCUAGACUUAAUGUAUACAAUACGCAUACGAAAGACUUGAGUGCUACGUUUGUUGGGUUUUUUUUUUUCUUUUUUUUUUUAAGAAAAAGUAUUUUUUAACGCUAAUGUAAUCUUCUUGCAGCUGAGUGGGAGUGCGCACUGAGGUGAGCCCAGAUGUGUUUGUGCAUUUUUGUCUCUUCACAGCUUUAACGGUUCGCGUUGACAUUGUGACUAAGAAUCAUAUUCAAACAUCUCCUCUAUGGCUACAAAUGCCAGGCCACGUUUUUGUGCAUGACUAUGUAAAAGAACGACAUUUUAAUCAAAAGUUAUUGCGUGCGAACACUGUAUUGUGCUAAUCGGACAUCCUUUAUGAGUUAUUGCAUGUAUCGACAUCGCAUCGAUAACUUUGUGAACCACAAGACUUGAUUCUACAAAAGCUACAAGCUGCCAUAUUUAAAAUACUACGAGGUAUGUCACCUUCAUUUGAAGACAACAAGAAGAGAUUUAUCCUUUCUAGCAAUGAUUACGAACUAAUUGUUAGUUUUACUGUGACUGUUCUUUUAUUUCUUACAAAUAAAAGUCAGAAAAAGAUAUGCGGAACGACAAAUGUAAGCUAUAAAAUGAAACUUGUAAAAGAGAAGCACAAAAAACAAUUUUUAACACGUCUUACAAAUAACGUUAAUCUGCUUUGCUUUUCUUAAAAAA